Messenger RNA from Stegostoma tigrinum, 1762 nucleotides. RefSeq names its product probable G-protein coupled receptor 139. Bases 72 to 1160 code for a protein of 362 amino acids. Lineage: Eukaryota; Metazoa; Chordata; Chondrichthyes; Orectolobiformes; Stegostomatidae. Gene Ontology annotation, biological process: G protein-coupled receptor signaling pathway. The record is from RefSeq and is a predicted model, not a curated record. Gene Ontology annotation, cellular component: membrane. Gene Ontology annotation, molecular function: G protein-coupled receptor activity. The transcript has 2 exons.
CCAAAAUUGAUAGGGCUCCGGAAUUGAGAAGAGAAUUCAAUCUAAGAACUAAAGAUUGGAAUGAUCUGGCAAUGGAUCAGAAUUUGAGAACAUUAGAUUGGAAUGUUACAAAAAUGGACAGAAGUUUAUCCUUUUGGUUGCAUUAUAUUUCUUUAGAUUACUUUUGGAUUACACUAGCUGAUCGGAUUGAAUAUGCACUUUACAUUAUUCAACACUUCUACUAUCCCAUUCUGGCUAUUGUUGGCGUCCCUAUCAACUUAGCAACGCUUGCAAUUCUGUUUAAUGGAAAAUGUGGAUUAUCUAACUGUGUCACUCGUUACUUAAUGGCCAUGGCAGCAGCAGAUCUACUGGUUGCUAUCCUCGACCUGAUACUGAGACACAUUCCAAUUGUUUAUAAGGAUAGGUUUGAUUUCCUUUAUUUCUUUCCUGUGUGUAAUAUCCACGCCGUCCUGCUUUAUGCAGCUACUGACUGUACAGUAUGGUUUACUGUCGCUUUCACUUUUGAUCGUUUUGUGGCUAUUUGUUGCCAGAAGUUGAAAAGUAAAUUUUGCAGUGAGAAAGUGGCAGCUGUGGUCCUGGGAACAAUAACUGUGCUGAGCUGUUUAAAGAACAUUUUCUGGUUUUUUAUGUUCAAACGGCGAUAUAUCCUGGGGAACAUUCCCUGGUUUUGUUCUGUAACAAUCAAAGCUCUGGAAUCUCCAAUAAUGGUACCAACUGAGUUCCUCUACAACAUUCUCACUCCAGGGGUACCAUUUGUUCUGGUUCUGCUGUUCAAUGGUUUCACCGUCAGACACAUUUUAGUUGCCAGCAGAGCCCGCAGGAGAUUCCAGGCUCACAGCAAUGGGGAGAUUUCCAAAGACCCAGAGAUGGAGAGUCGAAGAAAAUCUAUCAUUUUACUUUUUGUUAUCUCUGUCAAUUUCAUUGUGUUAUGGUCAACGUUUAUGGUUUAUACUAUAUGGAUCCGUAUGUGGUGGUUGGGAUUUCGAUCUGUACUGAUGCACAGUUUUGUGCGAGAACUGGGCUUUAUGUUGCAACUCUUGAGUUGCUGCACAAACACUGCAAUUUAUGUUGUAACCCAGGCUAAGUUCAGAGAACAAUUGAAGAACAUGCUGAAACUUCCUUUUGCUCCAAUUAACCUUUCAAUAAAAUUAGUUAAUUAAUUCUUCAGAUAUUUCUUUACUUCAUUUCACAAUUCCAGCAAGUGAGUAGCCUAUCACUUUGAUAACAGAUUCUGGAUGUACACUGCACCUCGGAUUAAAUACAGGACCUGAGCAUUUCAACAAAGGGUUCGGUGCAGAUGAAGCCUGUAUUGAGAACAGAGAAGUGGUGGGAUCUUUUAGAAUCAUGGAAUCCCUACAGUGUGGAAGCAGGCCAAUCGGCCCAACAAGUCGACACUACUCCUCUGAAGAGCCUACCACCCAUACCCAGCAUGCCCCCGCAGCCCAUUCCAUCCUAACAACAUUCCAUUUCCCAAGGCUAAUCCAUCUAACUGACACACCCUUCAGGUCUACGAUCUGCAUGAUUUCUGAUGAAAGAGCACCGACCUCCAUGAACAUAAAACAGUACAACAAAGGAACAGGCCAUUUGGCCCAAGAUUUCUGUGUCGGUUAUGAUGCUAUUCCAAACUAAUCCCAUCUGUAUUCACAUGAUCUGUAUCUUUCCAUUCUCUGCCUGUUCAAAUGUCUGUCCAAAAGUGCCUCUUAAACUUUGUUAUCAUAUCUACUUCUGCUACCCUAUCCUGGCAGCGCAUUCUCUUUGUAUA